Mobula hypostoma (lesser devil ray) is the source of this 5637-nucleotide messenger RNA. Its product is annotated as cyclin-I-like. The coding region runs from base 388 to 1512 and encodes 374 amino acids. The transcript has 7 exons. Gene Ontology annotation, biological process: mitotic cell cycle phase transition; regulation of cyclin-dependent protein serine/threonine kinase activity. Gene Ontology annotation, cellular component: nucleus; cytoplasm; cyclin-dependent protein kinase holoenzyme complex. NCBI's taxonomy places the organism in Eukaryota, Metazoa, Chordata, Chondrichthyes, Myliobatiformes, Myliobatidae. The record is from RefSeq and is a predicted model, not a curated record. Gene Ontology annotation, molecular function: cyclin-dependent protein serine/threonine kinase regulator activity.
ACGUGAAGAAACGAGGAGGAGCCGAAGGUUUUAAACGGGCUCCAACUCCCGAUUCCACCGUAACAAAGGGCGGUUUUUUGCUUCUAUCGAUUGCAUUGAACUCUGAGCGCUUUUAGUCUUCUGUGCAUGUUAUUUCUCUUUGGCUGUUACUUCUAAACGCGCCCGGACGAUGCUCGCCUUUUUGGGGGAAAUAUUAUUCCCUCUUUCUAACCCACAGUCGGAGUUUAUCGCCGCGGGGACGGGUCCGAUUUCCCUUUGUUUUGGAAAAAUCUAAACAGAAGAACAAAGAUGCCGAACUGAUGGAUUUGAGCAGGGCAGAGACACAGACCGCAUCGUCUUGGGAAACAGGUACUUGUGCCUGGCAAGCUGGCCUGCCCUGUUGGUGCCAUGAAAUGUCUUGGGCCCUUGGAUGACCAGCGGCUUGCAUUCCUCCUUGACGUUGCACUCUCCAAGGAGGCCAAAUUAUGGAAAGUGCCUCUUUUCAGGACUUGCAGUUACCAGCAGGAUCCAACUAUAAAUCCACUGCAGCGGGAGAAUGUCGUUCUGUGGCUCAGGGACCUGUGCUCCAAGUUUGGGUAUUACCCUGAGACCUUCUUUUUUGCUGUUAGUAUUCUUGAUCGCCUCUUAGCAUCCGUAAAGGCACAACCAAAGUAUCUUCGUUGCAUUGCCAUUUCCAGCUUGUUCAUCGCAGCCAAAAUCAAUGAGGAAGAUGAGGUCACACUCCUAGUAAAGGACCUCACGGCGAAGAGUGCCAGUGGCUGUUCUACCAAUGAGGUUGUGAGGAUGGAAAGGAUCAUACUGGAGAAAUUGCAGUGGGACCUUUACACCGCCACACCAGCAGACUUUUUGAACAUAUUCCACGCCAUGGUGAUGUCCAGCCAGCCCCAUCUCCUUGAGCAGUGGCCUCAGAUGAAGCCCUCUCUCCACGCCGCACUCUUAACCAGACAGCUGCAGCACUGCACUGCCUGCCACCAGUUACUGCAGUUCAGAGGCUCCACGCUUGCCUUGGCGAUCAUCAGCUUGGAAGCAGAAAGAUUGACUCCUGACUGGUUCACUGUUACAACUGAUCUGCUAAAGAAAACACAGAUUCACAGCUCAGAGUUUAUCUGCUGUAGAAACAUGGUGGAACAGCAGUUAUUGCCACCCACAUUGGUCUGGGAUCCCAACACGCUCUAUGUCUUUGAUCCUGCAAGUUCGGUCGUUGAAAGGCAACAGCGGGGAAGAUUGCUUUACACUCAUUCAGGCAGAUGUGAUUUGAUGUCUGAUUCACUCCCCGGUGGAAAGCUGUGGUCCAGCCAACAAGCUUCUGUCAGCAACAGUACAACUCCAGUUAAACCAAAUGAGGCAGAGGCAAGUCCCAUGUACGGAAUGCAGAAUCUCUCCAGAGAUACUAUCACUGUGGCUACCGAGGGGAUUGGUGACAGCAAGGAUGUUGAUUCCAGCACAGCUAGUUCACAGCUGGUGGAAAACCCUUCACCUUGUCCCCCGCUGCAGCCUGUGGAUGAUGAGUAAGUGGCCACAAUAGGAGUUAACCAAAUCAUAGAUUCAUUUUUAUUUUACCAAGUUGUAUAUGUACAAGGGUAAAAUAAAUUCAUUCAGUGACAUAACUGCUCAAACUGGUACAAUCCAUUUCAGGACUGUUAGGAAAUCAGGAAAAUAAUCCUCUACUGCCGGGUCUGUAGUAACAAAGCCCCUGAUCCACCUCUAUCCCAAGGGUUCUAGUAUCUUCUCUAGGCCAAAUUUGUAUGUCUUCCAUAGAAUAGUUAUCCCCGUGUUGAAAAUGAUCAGCUAAAUAUUUAAUGCAGAACGUUAAGCUAACAACAAAGAACCAGUACAUUUUUUUUCUUAACCUUUAGUACGACUGACCUGUGCCUACAAUGUGGAAGGUGGGAAGUUUGUGUUUUGCAGGAUAUCCAUUGAUGUCAACUUCCAGAGCCAACAGUACAUUUUUAGAAUAUUUCCUAGUUUCCACUGGUUCAUAAGGGUUUUGCAUCGGUUUCCGAGGUGAAUGUGGUAUUUGGACUUUGAUACUGAGCAGCUUUGGGUAUAAUGGUUCAGGAACAUCAUGCAUAGGAGGCAAAGCCACUUUAAAUGACCAAGAUUUUCUUCCUCAUCCCCUCAUUACAACUGAUACAUUUCCCACAUACCACAAUGACACAAUUGUGUAGUCUCAAAGUAUUCCUUUACCCACCUCUUCUCUAUACAUGUCUGAAUGCUGAAUGCAAAUUCUUCACAGACCAGCACAAGUAAGCAAUGAUUUAGAACAUUUUAAAAUUGUAUUAUAAAUUAUUACUCGCAACAUGUAAGAGUGUAUAGUUCAAUGGUAGCUCCAGAAAUGGGAUAAAAUCUCUUUUCCACCUGUGAGUAAUUUAGCUUUGACUAAGAGUCUUCGGUAAACAGCCACUUGCUAGCAAUAUCAUUAUGCACUCAGUAGUUUUAGUGAACUUUAAAUAUUUAAUGCUUAUCAAGCAUGCACAAAAGUACUUCAGAGCUUCCAUGAAGAUGCAAGGUGAUCUAAACUUGCAAUAAUUAGCUCAAUUUGGAGAGCAGUUUUAUUGCCAGUGCCCACUUUGAAAGCAAUAUUCUUUAGGCUGGUGCAGAAUUGCAUUUGAUUGCAUCAGCGAUAGCAUUUGUGCAGUAAUUACUUUGUGUUCUGUCUUUUGUACUGCUUUGGCCAACAAUGGAAACUUUCAUUUGUUGAAACUCCAGCACAGACUAAUAAAAUCUCCUCGAGAUGGACUGCAGAUGCUGGAAUCUGGAGCAAAACGAAAAUGAUUGGAGAAACUCAGUGGGGUCAAACAGCAUCUGUGGGAGGAAGGGAGUAGCUGGUUUUGGGUUGAGAUCUUGCACCAGUCCUGGUGCAGUGCCUCAACCUUAAUCAUCGACCAUUCCUCAUCCUUCCCUCCCCCUCCAACCCACCACGACCUCCAUCAAAGAUGAUGCUCGACACACUAGGUUUCUCCAGCAGUUUAGUAUGAGCAAAAAUUUCUGCCUCCUGUUUUAAAAGGAUACAGUGUGCUACCCCCAUCUUGUGGCCAUUGCAGAAAAUAUCUCAUUGUGACUGCAAUGACAGUCUUUUGGCAUCUUCUGGCCUCCUUGACUCUCACACCCAGGAAAUUCUGAAUUUAAGUGGUGCAGUCAGUUCUUAAAUGAUAGCAGGAUUUUCAGUUGCACUUCUUUUAUCAUCUCCCUUGUAUACUUUUAAAGAAAUCCUUGAUGUGCCCAAAAUGUAUUUUUGAGGCUUGUAUUUUUGUUGGAAUCAUUCAAUUAACUUCUGAAGAAUUAUGUAAAUCCUUCAUGCAAUGGCUAAAGAGCUCAAGUCCAAUCCAUAUUUUUUCACCACAAGCUCUUAACAUCGUUAAUUGCUAUUCUACGCAUCCAGUGCUUCCUCCCAGUGGCUAGAAAUGCACAGUUUACAGGAUGCAGUCUGUCUUGAGCCAAGAUUAGAAGAUUAGCUUUAUUUUGCACACGUUCGUUGAAACAAACAGUGAAAUGCAUCGUUUGCAUCAAAUCAGCAAGGAUUGUGUUGGGCAAGUGUUGUCAUGGUUCCGGAGCCAACAAAGCAUUGUCCAGAUCUCACUAAUCCUGACUGUACCUCCUUGGAAUGUGGGAGGAAACUGGAGCACCUGGUGGAAACUUAGUCACAGGGAGAAUGUACAAAUUCCUUACAGGCAGCGGCAAGAAUUGAACCUUCUUUGAUGAUUGCUGGCGCUGUAAAGCGAUGGGUGUCAUGCUUCUGUGCCGCCCAAGUACCUGAUCCCAAUGGUUUGAAAAUAUUCCAAUAUUCUACAUGCCUUAACUGGUCAAUUAAGCAUCCACCUUUUGUACACCGUAAUUCACAUUAUAACAUUACCGAUUAAUUUUGCCUGUGUGUUUCAAGUUGUUUCAGAAUCUCAUGCCAGUUGAAGCUGAGAGUUUCAAAUCUUCACAAUAGUAAAUAAACCAAAGAGAGAUUUUAAAGUUAUUUGCGCGAAAUUCAAAAAUUCACGAGCAUUAAAACUAAAUUUAAAUCCUUUAAGAGGAAAUAGUAGAAUAUUGUAUUUGUUCAUAGUCAAAUGUAUCUGGAACAAAUGAGUAGAGGAGAAAAUCCUACUACUUUAAUCAAAAAAUGUUAUGAACCAUGCACUUAAUGAGUCAAUGUCCUGAAAUCCGAUUGGAUUUAUUUAAUGCCGUUGACAUUUUGAAAUCUUUUAAUAAAAUGUGCAAUUCUUAUCUUUGCAAUAGAGGUUUUAGAAAUUUUCUGAACUGUAGCUCGCACAAUAUUCAUAGAAGAUGAUUAAACGACAACAGCCGUCAUUGAAAUAUCUAAAGUUCUAUACAGUAAAAGUGUCGGGGGGGGGGGGGGAAUCUGAUAAAUUACUAUUGGCCAUUAAUAUUACAAUUAAUGACAAAUGUUGUUUCACAGAAUGGCAUUACCAAUAAUGAUUACAAGAUUAUAAUUUUAAAAAAUCAUAUCUUACAUCUAUAUACGUUUCCCACAACUUACUGUUACAUAUUCUGACAUUCUCAUUUAUAACAAUUAUCAAAGAAUGGAUACCACAGAUCAUGUUGACCAUGAUCUCAUCAAGUGGCAAAGGAGAAACAUGGGCUGCUCCUGCUCCUGGGUUUCUGAUGUAAACUGAACUUGAGAAAUACUUCUCAAUACUUUUGAGCUCCUCAGCCAAUAUUGCAGUGGCAACUUGUGAUUCUGUUGCCCAAAUUGCGUAUAAUUGCAAUUUCUUUGUAUUUUUUUUUAUUAACAAUUGAAAUGGUCUUAAUUUGCUAUGCAUGACACAUUCAACUAGUAUUUUAUUCAUUUGUAAUUAUAGGCCUACAGAAAAUGCUCAAGUAAAUGCUUCUGCAAAGCUUUAGUAAAAGAGAAUUAAUCUGACAUAGCAUUUGGAAAUUUCUCAUAAUGUAAUUAUUAUUUACAGAAUUUUCUAAGCACGUUAAGAAAAUUCAUUUAGCCAGCAUAUAACCUAACAUCAGGGGGCAGAAACAAAUUAAACAGCUGUUUUCUUUCUCACUUUAUCAAUUGUUUAAUCACUCUAGUGACUUUGAGGAGGUAAUCUGUACAGUAAUGAGGAUGUGUGCAAGAUUCAUCAUUUCUAUGUUUCAAAGGCAGCUAAUGAAGGUCCUACUACUAUAGACAAAUGUUUCAAGCUAUUUGUUUGUGUAAAACUACUAAGAAUACGCCUUAUGCUGUGUGUUCCCCUUCAAAGGGAUACCCUGCUGACAAAACCUCACAGUAGUGCGAAAAAUAUAGCGGCCAGAAGUGCCCUCAGUGGUUAUAAAUGCUAUAUAUUUUGGAAAAUGUACAACUUUUCUGUGGUAGGACCAAAAACUUCCUAUAAAAGCAAAAUAAGCUUUAGCAUCCUUUUAAAUACUGUGAUAUUGAUGCUAUUUAAGCAUAACAAGUAUUUUGUAUUCCUGACAGUUUCUGCACUAAUUUUACUGUUAAGAGUACAAGUCUCGGCACUCUCCAUUUUAGUAAAUGUGUUUUAUUCUGUAUUCAUAUUUUAAGUUAACACUGAGCAGGUGAUACUGAGCAAAAUACUGGAAGCUCUUUGCUGCUCUUUAAGGAGCUCUUAUCCAGCUCUUGUACAAUUUGAACAAGAUGUUUAUAGAUUUAUUUGAACUAAAUAAAACUGUGAUAUU